This is a messenger RNA of Closterium sp. Naga37s-1, 888 nucleotides long. NCBI's taxonomy places the organism in Eukaryota, Viridiplantae, Streptophyta, Zygnematophyceae, Desmidiales, Closteriaceae. The record is from the annotation of a GenBank genome assembly.
AUGCUGCUGGUGGGCGACUCCAUGAUGUCCAACUUCCAUGAGGCGCUGCUGUGCGCCAUUCACACGGGCGGGUUCAGAGGACAGCCAUACACAGUGGACAUCGGCCUGACGAACAACAUCAAGGGCAUGCGCUUCCCGGCCUUCUCCUUCUCCCUCGAGUACUACAACUCGCCCUACCUCGUGCAGUCCCGCCGCCAGACCACUGUCUCCGCCAAGCGCGGCGGGCACGGGUUUGAAGUCAACGUGGACAAGAUGGAUCCCAAGUUGGAGUCUAUCCUGGGGAAGUACAACGUUGUGGUCUUUGCCACGGGGGUCUGGUGGCUGCAGAACGUCCCGCGCCGCACGCAGCCGAAUAUUUUCCUCGUGAACGGGCAGGAGCGGAACCUUUCGAACGUGGCCGCGCACCAAUGGGGGCUCUCCACCGUGGUCAACUCCAUCAAAAACUUGAAUUUCCGCGGCGUGCCGAUGUUCCUCUCGUUCUCGCCAAACCACUCGGGUGCAAAAGGGAAUCCGCAGAAAGGUGUGAUGCUAGGGAGGGGGACCCAUGCAGACUGGAUUGGAGCAUGUGGGGCCUGGUAUCCUAUCAGCAGCACUAAAAAGUACUCAUAUUCUCUCGAUACUGCGAGCGAGUACAGGGAUGCGCAGAAGUCCACACUUUCUGGUACGCCCAUUCGAUUUAUUCAGGUGACUGAUUUGAGUGGGGUCAGGCCUGACGGGCACUUAGGCCCGUGGCACGAGCAGAGGGAGAACAAAGGAAGCAAGUCUCCUGGAGGGCAGGGGGAAUCUCCGUUCAGUGGGGACUGCACGCACUGGUGCUUGCCUGGGGUUCCCGACACUUGGGUUGAUAUGCUCUACACCCACCUGCUUCUGGAGCCAUCGAUCUUCUAG